AUGCACCAGCUACUCGCUGUGUGCCACUGCACCUCAAUGUGCGAUGGCUAUAUGAACAUCGUCACUCCCACCAGCAUCCCAACAACUCAACAGCAGGUUCAGCCAACCCUGUCGCUGGCCUCAGGUGUUCAUUUGGCACUCACAAACCAAAGCGACUGCUCACUCGCGCUGAACACGAUCUGCUGCACUCCCACGUCUGUGCCCUGUCUGCCCUCAAGUUGCUCUCCUGUGUCUGGCUCUGUUGUGGGCCAUGUCAUCUUUGCCACCCACACCCACACCCUCUCCCUCACUCCCUCGUCCCUUCCCCAUCUCACUCCGACUCCUCCUGCUGCGACUACUCAAACUCAAACUCCUCAUCCUACGCUGUCUCGCUUCCCACCCCCACACACUCCCCAUCUCGUUAACACCCUAGUGACCAACGACGGCGUUACUUGGUGGCGUCACUGGCCCAUUAUCUCCCAUGUGGUCUGCCCCCCAGGACAUCUGCCACUCUCACCUUUCACGUUGUCGCCCACUGUCCUCAAACCUCCACCAACCUUCCCAGCUCGUCAGUGGUGUGGGCGCCGACAAUCUCUCCUACCCGCGCUGUCAAAUGAGGGUGCCCACACUCCGAUCAACCUGCUCUCUCGCCACACCUGA
Molecule: messenger RNA, 639 nt
Organism: Cyclocybe aegerita
Lineage: Eukaryota; Fungi; Basidiomycota; Agaricomycetes; Agaricales; Hemipholiotaceae
Source: the annotation of a GenBank genome assembly